CAGGCUGAGUAACCCUCCCGGCAUCCUUUAUUUCUUUGCUGUUAUCUCCUCUAACACUUCAUAACAGAAUGGGAGACGCCCAGAUGGCAGAGUUCGGAGCGGCUGCCCCUUACCUCCGGAAGUCGGACAAGGAGCGUCUGGAAGCGCAAACCCGUCCGUUUGACCUCCGCACGGAGUGUUUUGUGCCCGACGAGAAAGAAGAGUUCGUCAAGGGCAAGGUGACCAGUCGAGAAGGCGGCAUGGUCACCGUGCAAACCGAGAAUGGCAAGACAGUGACGGUGAAAGAGGCCGAUGUCCAUCAACAGAAUCCACCCAAAUUCGACAAGAUUGAGGACAUGGCUAUGCUGACGUUUCUCCACGAACCCGCCGUUCUUUAUAAUCUGAAGGAACGCUACGCGUCGUGGAUGAUCUAUACAUAUUCCGGGCUCUUUUGUGUGACCGUUAACCCUUACAAAUGGCUGCCGGUCUACAACGCUGAGGUCGUCGCCGCCUAUCGGGGGAAGAAGCGAAGCGAAGCCCCGCCCCACAUCUUCUCCAUCUCUGACAACGCGUACCAAUACAUGUUGACAGAUCGAGAAAACCAGUCUGUCCUCAUCACCGGAGAAUCCGGUGCAGGAAAGACGGUGAACACCAAACGGGUGAUCCAAUAUUUUGCCAGCAUAGCGGCUAUCGGGGAUCGCAAGAAAGAGUCAGCCAACACGAGCAAGGGGACUCUGGAAGAUCAAAUCAUCCAAGCCAACCCUGCCCUGGAGGCUUUUGGCAACGCCAAAACUUUGCGGAACGACAACUCGUCCCGAUUUAGUGCUUUUGACGUUCUGGGUUUCACCCCAGAAGAGAAAGUCGGGGUGUACAAGCUGACCGGCGCCAUCAUGCACUAUGGAAACAUGAAGUUCAAGCAAAAGCAAAGAGAGGAACAGGCUGAGCCAGAUGGGACCGAAGAUGCAGACAAAUCUGCCUACUUGAUGGGUCUCAACUCAGCAGAUCUCGUUAAGGGUCUUUGCCACCCACGGGUGAAGGUCGGCAACGAAUACGUCACCAAGGGGCAAAAUGUCCAACAGGUGUACUAUUCUAUAGGGGCACUGGCUAAAUCCGUGUAUGAGAAGAUGUUCAGCUGGAUGGUGGUCCGAAUCAACAACUCCCUGGAGACCAAGCAGCCCCGGCAGUAUUUCAUCGGCGUCCUGGACAUCGCAGGAUUUGAAAUCUUUGAUUUCAACAGCUUUGAGCAGCUCUGCAUCAACUUCACCAACGAGAAGCUGCAGCAGUUCUUCAACCACCACAUGUUCGUCCUGGAGCAGGAAGAGUACAAGAAGGAAGGCAUCGAGUGGGUGUUCAUUGACUUUGGGAUGGACCUGCAGGCCUGCAUCGACCUCAUCGAGAAGCCGCUGGGCAUCAUGUCCAUCUUGGAGGAAGAAUGCAUGUUCCCGAAAGCGACGGACAUGACCUUCAAGGCCAAGCUGUAUGACAACCACUUGGGCAAAUCCAAUAAUUUUGGGAAGCCCCGGAAUGUGAAGGGCAAGCCGGAGGCCCACUUUUCCCUGAUUCAUUAUGCCGGCACGGUGGACUACAACAUUAUAGGCUGGCUGGAGAAGAACAAGGAUCCUCUCAACGAGACCGUGGUGGGCUUGUACCAGAAAUCGUCCCUCAAGCUUCUGGCUACGCUUUUCUCCAGCUAUUCCGGCACCGAGGCUGGUGGAGACGGAGGCAAGGGGAAAGGAUCCAAGAAGAAAGGGUCGUCAUUCCAAACGGUUUCUGCACUACAUCGAGAGAACCUGAACAAGCUGAUGGCCAAUCUCAAGACCACCCACCCUCAUUUUGUCCGGUGCAUCAUUCCCAACGAACGGAAAGCCCCAGGUGUGAUGGACAACCCCUUGGUCAUGCACCAGCUACGAUGCAAUGGGGUUCUGGAAGGGAUCCGGAUCUGCCGGAAAGGAUUCCCCAACCGGAUCCUCUAUGGGGACUUCAGACAAAGGUACCGCAUCUUGAAUCCAGCUUCCAUCCCCGAGGGCCAGUUUAUUGACAGCCGGAAGGGAGCCGAGAAGCUUCUGGGUUCACUGGACAUCGACCACAACCAGUACAAAUUCGGGCACACCAAGGUUUUUUUCAAGGCUGGCUUGCUGGGCCAGUUGGAAGAAAUGCGUGAUGAGCGUCUCGCCCGCAUCAUCACGCGUAUCCAAGCACGAGCCCGGGGUCAGCUCAUGCGCAUUGAGUUUAAGAAGAUUCUAGAGCGCAGGGACGCCCUGCUUGUGAUUCAGUGGAACAUCCGUGCUUUCAUGGGGGUUAAGAACUGGCCUUGGAUGAAGCUGUUCUUCAAGAUCAAGCCUCUGCUCAAAAGCGCCGAGACGGAGAAGGAGAUGCAGAACAUGAAGGAAGAAUUUGAGAGGCUGAAAGAAGCGCUGGAAAAAUCAGAAACACGGAGGAAAGAGCUGGAGGAGAAGAUGGUGUCCCUCCUUCAGGAGAAAAACGACCUGCAGUUACAGGUUCAGGCUGAACAAGAUAACUUGAACGACGCCGAGGAACGUUGCGACCAGCUGAUCAAGAACAAAAUCCAGCUGGAGGCCAAAGUGAAGGAGCUGACGGAACGGAUCGAGGACGAGGAGGAGAUGAACGCCGAGCUGACCGCCAAGAAGCGGAAGCUGGAGGACGAGUGCUCGGAGCUGAAGAAGGAUAUCGACGAUCUGGAGCUGACCCUGGCCAAGGUGGAGAAGGAGAAGCACGCCACGGAGAACAAGGUGAAAAAUCUCACAGAGGAGAUGGCUGCUCUGGAUGAGACCAUCGCCAAGUUGACCAAGGAGAAGAAAUCCUUGCAGGAGGCUCAUCAGCAGGCUCUGGAUGACCUUCAGGUGGAAGAAGACAAGGUCAACACCCUCACCAAGGCCAAACUGAAGCUGGAACAGCAGGCGGAUGAUUUGGAAGGCUCCCUGGAACAGGAGAGGAAGAUCCGGAUGGAUCUGGAGCGGGCCAAGAGGAAGCUCGAGGGGGAUUUGAAGCUGAUGCAGGAGAACAUCAUGGAUUUGGAGAACGACAAGCAACAACUGGAAGAGAAACUCAAAAAGAAGGAGUUUGACAUCAACCAGCAGAACGGCAAGAUUGAAGACGAGCAGGCCUUGGCCGCACAGCUGCAGAAGAAACUGAAGGAGCUGCAGGCACGGAUCGAAGAGUUGGAAGAGGAGCUGGAAGCGGAAAGGAUUCCACUGGUAGGUAGAAGUGGAAAGCAGCAAGGAAAAGGCAGUGGGGUACAGUGGCAAGAGCUUUUGUCUCAGAAGAAGGAAAUCUCGGUUGAAGCUGAGCUGGAGAAGGAGAAGAGCGAGCUGAAGCUGGAAGUGGACGACAUCACCUCCAACAUGGAGCAGUUGCUGAAAGCUAAGGUGAAUUUGGAGAAGAUGUGCCGGACCUUCGAGGAUCAAUCCGCAGACUACCGGGCCAAGCUCGAGGAGACCCAGCGGACCCUCAACGACACCAACACGCAACGAGCAAAGCUGCAGACCGAGAACGGAGAACUCGCCCGUCAGUUGGAAGAGAAAGAGGCCUUGGUUUCCCAACUGACUCGGGGCAAACAGUCCUACAACCAGCAGAUGGAAGACCUGAAGAGGCAAUUAGAAGAGGAAGCCAAGGCCAAGAACGCCUUGGCGCAUGCGCUCCAGUCGGCCCGCCAUGACUGCGACCUGCUGAGGGAACAGUACGAGGAGGAGUCUGAGGCGAAAGCGGAGCUCCAGCGCUUGCUGUCCAAGGCCAACUCCGAGGUGGCGCAGUGGAGAACCAAGUACGAGACCGACGCCAUCCAGAGGACUGAGGAACUGGAGGAAGCCAAGAAGAAGCUGGCACAGCGGCUACAGGACGCGGAGGAGGCGGUGGAGGCCGUGAACGCCAAGUGCUCCUCGCUGGAGAAGACCAAGCACCGCCUGCAGAACGAGAUUGAAGACCUCAUGGUGGACGUGGAGCGUUCCAACGCGGCGGCCGCUGCCCUAGAUAAGAAGCAGAGGAACUUUGACAAAAUCCUCGCCGAGUGGAAACAGAAGUUUGAGGAAUCCCAGGCAGAGCUGGAGGCGUCCCAGAAGGAGACCCGCUCUCUCAGCACCGAGCUCUUCAAGCUGAAGAACGCCUACGAGGAGUCUCUGGAGCAGCUGGACACCUUGCGGAGGGAAAACAAGAACCUGCAGGAGGAGAUCUCCGACCUCACGGAGCAACUGGGCGAAGGCGCCAAGAGCAUGCAUGAGCUGGAGAAGGUGCGGAAGCAGCUAGAAGCCGAGAAAAUGGAGUUGCAGGCAGCGCUGGAAGAGGCCGAGGCCUCCCUGGAACACGAGGAAGGCAAGAUCCUCCGAGCUCAGCUGGAGUUCAACCAGAUCAAGGCCGACAUUGAGCGCAAAUUAACCGAAAAGGAUGAAGAGAUGGAACAGGCCAAGCGCAACCACAUGAGGACGGUGGACUCGCUUCAGGCUUCUCUGGAUGCCGAGACCCGGAGUCGGAACGAGGCAAUGAGGGUGAAGAAGAAGAUGGAGGGCGAUCUCAACGAGAUGGAGAUCCAGCUGAGCCAAGCUAAUCGGGUGGCAUCGGAGGCCCAGAAACACCUCAAAAUCACUCAGGCCCACCUCAAGGACAGCCAGAUCCAACUGGACGACCUCCUACGAGCCAACGAGGACCUGAAGGAGAACAUCGCCAUCGUGGAGAGAAGGAACGCUUUGUUGCAGGCUGAGCUGGAGGAGUUGCGGAGCGUGGUGGAGCAGACGGAGCGUGGCCGGAAACUGGCCGAACAGGAGUUGAUCGAGGCCAGCGAACGGGUUCAGCUUCUUCACUCCCAGAACACCAGCCUCAUCAACCAAAAGAAGAAGAUGGAGUCCGAUCUGUCCCAGCUUCAGUCGGAGGUGGACGAAGCGGUGCAGGAGUGCAGGAAUGCGGAGGAGAAGGCCAAGAAAGCCAUCACAGAUGCGGCCAUGAUGGCAGAGGAGCUGAAGAAGGAGCAGGACACCAGCGCCCACCUGGAGCGCAUGAAGAAGAACAUGGAGCAGACCAUCAAGGACCUGCAGCUGCGGCUGGACGAGGCCGAGCAGCUGGCCCUGAAGGGGGGCAAGAAGCAACUCCAGAAACUGGAGGCCCGUGUACGGGAGUUGGAGAACGAGCUGGAGGCCGAGCAGAAGCGCAACGCCGAGAAUGUCAAAGGCAUGCGCAAGUACGAGCGGCGCAUCAAGGAGCUGACCUACCAGACUGAGGAGGAUAAGAAAAACUUGCUGAGACUCCAAGACCUGGUGGACAAGUUGCAGCUGAAGGUCAAAGCCUAUAAGAGACAGGCAGAGGAAGCGGAAGAGCAAGCCAACACCAACCUGGCCAAGUUCCGGAAGGUUCAGCAUGAGCUGGAUGAAGCCGAGGAGCGAGCAGACAUUGCUGAGUCCCAGGUCAACAAGUUGAAGGCCAAGAGCCGUGAUGUGGGAGGAAAGAAACUUCAUGACGAAGAGUGAGGAGUUUGGGCGAUCGUCGGCUGAACGAAAGCGGCGCUGAGCUGCCGGCCUCUUUGAAUCCACUGUAGCAUAGUCUGAUUAAUAAAGUUGAACCGCAAAUCUAACGAUCUCCUAUUGACUGCCCGUACCAUGAAAUCCCCUUUUCCACCAGAAAAAGCAGGGUUUGUCACGACUUUCUCAGAGGUCGAUACUCAACAGGUACAGAUUUCCAAGCUGCCCUAACUU
Messenger RNA from Pogona vitticeps (central bearded dragon), 5675 nucleotides. NCBI's taxonomy places the organism in Eukaryota, Metazoa, Chordata, Lepidosauria, Squamata, Agamidae. The record is from RefSeq and is a predicted model, not a curated record.